AUGUCUUCUUCACCCGCCUCUCAGCGCGCUCAAAAGCGAUCUCGCGACGACGAUGACACCACAGGCUCCAAGCGGCCUCAUCUCAUGCUCUCACAGAUCUCUGAAGCCACCGACGACACGCGCAUUGCCGCCCGCCAUGCUAGGAAGGACGUGGCAACCAUGGACUUGCUUGAGGAGAUGGAGUGGGAUUUGGAUACUGUUGACACGUCCCUCGAAAAUCAGCAGCUCGCUGCUGACAUCCUUCACGCCGUCCGAAAGAACCACGAUCAAACCAAAUUACACGCGCACCCAGAUUGGGCUGUCAACCCGAACGCAGGCCCCGAAGAACGAGUAGCAUUCCUUGAAAAGGCGAUAUAUGUCCGCCCUCACAUCAGUGAGGCAUUAUUGGAUGCCUUCAAAGAUGGGAAAUUCCAAACCAUUCGAAACGCCGCCUUCUUCAAACGACCGUACGUUGGGCCUCAGGUCUCUAAGUCAAUGGAAAACCCGGAGGUUACUGCAUUAGCUGUCCGCGACGCAUGGAGGACACCAUAUAUGACUGAUGAUCCCGGUUUCUUGUACGAUCUCGUUAAUAAUAUGAAGCGGAAGAAGUGGGCGGAAAACCAGCACAGUGACGAUUACAGCAAUACUGUCGCGAUGGUGCAGAGCUCUGGGACCGGUAAAUCUAGGAUGGCCGACGAGACGGCACGCCUCGUUUUUACUUUUCCUUUCAACCUACGUUCUGACCAGGAGUCCGAGACCAUGGCGUAUCCUUUGCCUGAUCCUACCGUCCGUGACUACAUGCUUGCUACAGACAAUAAGGACCGUGCUCGUAAGCGCUACCAUAUCUUCCUCCAGUGUCUCUUUCGAUUGGCGAAGGAGGAGCUCGAAGCCCUUUACCAGGGUCCCAAAAUCCCUCAAGAGAAAUUGGCAGGUAUAUGGCGGGAGCACCUAGAGAACAAAGCUGUACGCGAUGGGUUCUAUGGGCGCGUCAUCGAGGCGGCUUCGAUUCUUCUUUUGGAAAGCACGGCGACCACGAUAGAUGUGAUCAAAAAUGCAGCCAUUCAAGAGAUCUCGCAGCUCAUUCUCACCCUCGAUUCUGUGGUCGACAACCUGACAGCGAGCGUCAAGGUCCUCCUAUAUUUUGACGAAGCCCAUCCGCUGACUUCGACCAAGUGCCUCGGGAGUAUGGAUACUCUCUACCCGCUCCUACUUUCGGUUCUGAGUGAUUAUGUUCGCUGUGCACUCUUCGUUGUAUUUCUUUCGACCACUUCUCAUGUCGCUGAUUUCGCACCUCCACGGGAGGCUACGAAAUCCAUUCGUGCCACAGAGAGUGGAGCGCAUCAAGCCCCCAUUACUGAAACUCCCUUCGAUUGUGCUCCUGAUAUCCGUGUCAAGCAGAAUACUUACACCCGGCGGGAUGUCGCAGACGUGCGAUUCAUGUCCCGAUUUGGUCGUCCUUUCUUCUGGUCUUUCUUUUCCCAGAUCAAAGACGCAGAUAUGGAUCGGUCCAUCCGUUCGUUCCUCGGUGUUGUGCGCAGUAAGCUACUCCACAAGAUGAAUUAUGGGAAACCACUUGAGGAGUGCAGUGAGCUCGGACGGUUGGCGGUGGUGGAUGUACGACUCUGCCUGCAGUAUGAACCACAUGUCGAAGGGAACCGAGCGAUGGACACGCAAGCGCGCCUCGUCGCAAGCCACAUGCGCCUCGCCUAUUCAGUCCCUACACAUCGUCAAUACCUUCGCUCUGGUUAUUCAAGCGAACCGAUAUUAGCGGAGGCUGCCGCACAGCAACUACAUGAUUGGCGCCAAAACAGAAGGACAGCGUUCCUCGAUAUUCUCCUCGAACAUAUGCAAAGCGGCCUUCUGGACCGAGGUGAACGGGGAGAGGUCGUCGCUCGUAUGCUCGUCACCGAGGCCUACGACCGCGCCGUAGCGGAGAAUGCGACCAAUGAGCAGACCCUCCUUUUCAGCUUCGGUUGCCGCGUUGUGAACUUCAUAAGACAGUUAUUCUCAGCAGCUCGUGCUGAAGCGAUCCUCAAAAGCAAGCCUGCGAAUUGCGAUGGAAAGACGUUUGAAGAAGUCUUCGGCGACGCAUGGAUUCGGUUCACACAUUUCGCCAAGUCCGCCGACGAUCACAUACUCAACACGCACUCGAUGUUCGCAGCUUUUGCUCGAGGCAUGGCGUACACUUGCCGGAACGGCGAAAGCUUCAUCGACUUCAUCACUCCCAUUCUGCUUUGGGACGCGAAGCUCAGCUCGUGGGUCAUGUCCGCCAUUUUCUGGCAGGUCAAACGACGCGUCAGAGCUGGGAACUACGAGAUAGAUGCUGAAGCUCUAGGCUUCUUCCAUCCCGAGCCCGAGGGCACGUUUCCACAGGGCGAUAAUCGCCCAUACAUCACGAUCGUCAUGGAUCUCGGUGUGCAGAGCCCAAUCCCGACUUACGCCAAGCCUGCGGCCCAGAAGGUGAUUCAGAAAAGCAAGACAGCCGAUGGACGAAAGGGCGUCCCUCAGGUAUCGGCCUCUUACCCGCAGACGAGAGCGCCGCCUGCUAGCCCUUCCAAAUUCAAGGUCUCCGCCCGGCCCGAGAAGCUUCGUCCCCUCCCCGGCGUAGUCCAUCCACGCUACGCGAUCUAUGUUUCCGGAUGCUCUAGCACGAACUACGGAGUUAUCGGAGAAUCUGACCGGGAGCUCUAUAGGCAGCUCCUUCGCACCAACGACUUUCUAUACGAGCAUCCACGUCCAGAGACCAUUCCCAAAGUGAUGGCACAAAAGCCUGUUUUCGCGCUCGGUUCGAACAGCUACUCCUGGGUCGAUUCGGACGUGCUCAAUCCGAAGGAUCCUGCGGCUGCUUACGACAACGACAACGACGAAGAAACUUUCCUCAUCAGUCAACACGUCGAAGCAGAUAGUCCCAUGUAAGUACAUGGACAGCGGUGAAUGUCUCUUGUCCCUGUCUAAGCAUCUUAGUAUAUUCUGUCCCCCCCUUUCCCUUUGCCCUACUUACUGCUCGAUGUCAAAUCUGUCUGCUAUUCUUGCCUG
This is a messenger RNA of Stereum hirsutum FP-91666 SS1, 3015 nucleotides long. RefSeq lists its product as uncharacterized. The record is from RefSeq and is a predicted model, not a curated record. The transcript is spliced from 7 exons. NCBI's taxonomy places the organism in Eukaryota, Fungi, Basidiomycota, Agaricomycetes, Russulales, Stereaceae. Bases 1 to 2895 code for a protein of 964 amino acids.